Molecule: messenger RNA, 261 nt
Organism: Gongylonema pulchrum
Lineage: Eukaryota; Metazoa; Nematoda; Chromadorea; Rhabditida; Gongylonematidae
Source: the annotation of a GenBank genome assembly
AUGAAGUAUUGCAUACUGGUGGCUGUCAGCUUGCUCAUUCUACAGUCAGCUUUUGCAAAACCUGAGCCAAUUUUUGGCCUUGGUCAUCAUGACAGUGGAGGCAGUCAACCAAAGAAGGAAGGAGCUAUAAAGCGAAUGUUGAAAGGUGCAGCUGCUGGUGCUGCGGCAAAUCUUAUCCUUGAUGGCAAAAGGAAGCGGUCUGUUGACGAAAAUCGAAAUGCAGCCAACAAUAACUUCUUUUUGUGGAAUGCUUAUGCAUAA